AUGGUUUGGGCUCCUAAUAGAUAAAAAGCAACGGUGUUUUACUUAGUCAUUAUAACAUUAUAGUGUUAAUUAGGCAAAAACCUCGGAAUUCAAAAGCAAAGGACCCGGAUGUGUUGUGUUCAGGAGACAUGCGGUGACGGAGGCACUCUGAUUUCCCGUAUAAACAAUGUUUAGUAUUACGAGAAAAGGACUUGCAUCACAUUGUCGGCUUUGUUUUUUAUAUACAUGCGCCUUUACAACUAGCAUCCGUUGACAAAUUGUAUUUUUUUGUGUGCUUUUUGCUAAGGUGUUUGUAGUGUCGUUAAUCUCACUAGUGUCUAGUACACGUUUUCUCAUACCAUGCCUCUUCCGGGAUACAAUCCGAAAGUAAGAUUAUUAGAAGAACCUCAAUUUAGGUUUAUAAAUUAGAGAAUUACAAAAAUCGCGAUUGUGCGAUUGAUUAUAAAAAUCGUACAAUCUCUCCCGAUGUUUCAACUUCCUUUUUAACGGGUCUUAUUGUGUCGAGAAACAAGUAGCAGCGAACACAGGAAACUGAUGGCUCGUCUCCUAUUGCUCUUCUUUCUGUCAGUUAUGGUGAUGGAUCAGGAAGGAAUAUUAGAGAUUCAGCCCAGCCAUCAGUUAUCUGAAUGUGAUGAAUUCGAUGAAUCCAAAGUUACCGAGGUUCGGGUGUAUGAAGGUGAGGCUGCUGUGUUACAAUUCCCUCUCUUCACCUCCUCCACUGUUUUCAACAACUUCGGUGCAAACACUGGAUUCAAGAUAGAAUGGUGCAGAAACCAGUCUGGCGGACACCUCCAGCAGCCUAUCUUAUGGCCCCGGAUCAGCCAAGAAGGGAAAAGGCUGUGGUUUCAUCCAGCAGCAUUUAAUGAUACAGGCCAAUAUAUUUGUUUACUAAGAAAUGGAACAUUCAGUGCUAAAAUACCUGUCUGGCUUAAUGUAGUUCAGAGGGCCAAGGAAAUAUGCAUAGCAGAACCAGCAGGUAUUUCGACCCUGGUGAAGAUUCCUUUGGAAGAAAACAGGAUAGUCCCUUGUCCUGAUAUCGAAGAUUUCAGGCAUCCAAACAGGAAUUUCUCUGUCCAGUGGUUUCAUAACUGUUACCCUCACACAAACUGGCAUGGUGACCGUGGGAUUGAAAACGAAAAGCUGGUUAUUCAUGUGAUGCGUGAGAACUACCAGGGCAACUACACUUGCAUGGUGACCUACAAGUUCAUGGGAAGAAACAUGUCCUUCACAAGGGUGGUCACUGUUGAGCCUGUGUCUCCUAGUGGGCUUCCAAAGAAUCCGGACAUACAAACCCCCGAUGAGCUGCAUGUGUUUACUGUGAAUUUAGGGUCGCUGGCUCAGCUGGCUUGCACUGUGUUCCUUCCCUACUUAAGUGAAGAGCAGUCAGAACCUCAGGUGUGGUGGGAAAUUGACGGGCAUAAAGUCAACACACAAGGCGACUCCCGCAUUACCAGCAUGUCCAAAGUUUUGACGAUUGCACUAGGUGACAGAACAAUAGAGACAAUGCUACAUAUCAAGUCUUUUAACACCCAGGACCUGAAGAGGAAAUACACUUGUAAUGCUGCAAACAGUCGGGGCAAUGUGAGCCGGAAGGUUUUCAUCAAAGAUGAGGGAUACCUACCCCACAUAGAACUCGGAUGUGGUCUAGGCAUCCCCUUGUUCCUUGUAGUGGUGCUGUUUGGAUUGUACCAUUUGUACUGGCUGGAGCUGCUACUGCUGUACCGUUCCUGCUUUGGAUCAAAUGAAGUAUUAGAUGGGAAGGACUAUGAUGUCUAUAUCUCCUAUGCGAGGAACAGUGAGGAAGAACAGUUUGUGCUACUGACACUUCGUCAAGUCCUGGAGAAUGAGUUUGGAUAUCGAGUGUGCAUUUUUGACAGGGACAGCCUGCCUGGAGGCACCAUUACAGAUGAGACUCUGAGUUUUGUGAGCCGUAGUCGACGCCUCAUUGUAGUGCUGAGUCCACUCUAUGUGCUGCGUGGCACACAGGCCUUGCUGGAACUGAAGGCUGGUCUGGAAAGCAUGGCCCAGGCUGGAGAUCUCCGAGUUAUCCUGGUCCAGUACCAGCCUAUUUGUAGAUCAAGCUGGGCCAAGGAACUGCGCCGAGCCCGUGUGGCGUUAACAUUGAUCCAGUGGAAGGGGGAGAAGUCUGCUGAUCUCUCUUCACGCUUCUGGAAACAACUACAGGUGGAACUCCCAGCCAAGAGGAUCAAAGGCUCUGUAAAUAGCAGUGAACUCCCAUUAUGCAGUAAACACAAAUUUAUAGACACAUAGAUGGAACAACAGCCUCACUGUAUAAUUAAAUAAUACAAAUGAAAAUCAUGCACACUGAUAUCAACAGCGUGUUCCCACAAUAGCCCAGAAAUUAAAUUAAGCAUCAUUGGGAUGCAAUGAGAUGUUUUUUUUUUGUUUCAUACAGAAUAAAGUAGAUAUUUUAUGGGUUGCUCAACACUUUAUUAAUGUAAUAUUCCGGCAGCUGGGGCAGCAAAAAAAAAAUUGAAAAAUAACAGAAGAUAACUCUCAUAAAAAUACAGCAAUUUUCUAUAAUUAAAAUACAGAUUAUAGCUGUAAUAUGUGGAACUUUUGAUAUUUUACAUGUGUUAAAACGAUGAAAUUGUGUAAAUAUGGUCAAAUGUUAUAAUACAAACAAUGACCUUAAAAUUAUGGAAAGGUACUGUAAUUACUUGGUUUCAUAAAAUAAUUUUAUGUUUAGAAAAUGUAUUAAUAUAUAUUUCGUGGAAUAAAAUGAAAAACAUAUAAAAUAUGAUUUAUCUUUCAAAAGAUGUCAAAACUGUUGAAAAACUGUUUAUUAUGGUUAAAUUUGCAACAAUCUACUGUACAUUUUAGAUCAUUUCAAAUAAAUUGAGAUUUUACUUGUAA
Brienomyrus brachyistius is the source of this 2877-nucleotide messenger RNA. Its product is annotated as interleukin-1 receptor accessory protein. Lineage: Eukaryota; Metazoa; Chordata; Actinopteri; Osteoglossiformes; Mormyridae. Bases 535 to 2271 code for a protein of 578 amino acids. Gene Ontology annotation, biological process: signal transduction. The transcript has 11 exons. Gene Ontology annotation, molecular function: interleukin-1 receptor activity. The record is from RefSeq and is a predicted model, not a curated record.